GGCUCUGGACACCAGGAGGACGGCGGCGUCACCGUCCCGGCCGGCAGGGAGCAAGUGGCACCGGUCCCAUGGCAGAAUGUGGGGGACUCCGGGCCCGGCGGUGCGGAGCAUCCGUCCCUACCCGACCAGCCAGCAGUACCUGUACGCCAUGAAGGAGGACCUGGCGGAGUGGCUGAAGGAGCUGUAUGACCUGGACAUCGAGGUGGGCACCUUUGUGGAGGUGCUGGAAACGGGGGCUGUGCUCUGCUCCCACGCCAACAACGUCACCCAGGUGGCCGGGGAGUUCGCCCGCACCUACCCCGACGUGGCCCGUCACCUCCGCCUGCCCGCUGCCGGUGUCACCUGCAACCUCACAGCGCAGCCAGGCACCUUCCAGGCCAGGGACAACAUCUCCAACUUCAUCCAGUGGUGCAGGAAGGAGAUGGAUAUCAAAGAUGUGCUGAUGUUUGAGACGGAGGACCUGGUGCUGAGGAAGAACGAGAAGAACUUCGUGCUGUGCCUGCUGGAGCUGGCACGUCGCGCCUCCCGCUUCGGCAUGCGGGCCCCGACCCUGGUGCAGAUGGAGGAGGAGAUCGAGGAGGAGCUUCGCCAGGAGCUGGACCUGCCCCCCACAGACACCCCCCUGCCCCGGCCCCCCAGGAAACCACGGGACCUCAACAACCUCGACCAGAUGGUCCAGCACCUGGUGAGCCGCUGUACCUGCCCUGUCCAGUUCCCCAUGAUCAAGAUAUCCGAAGGGAAAUACCGCGUGGGCGACUCCGACACCCUCAUCUUCGUCCGGAUCCUGCGGGAGCACGUCAUGGUGCGGGUCGGGGGCGGCUGGGACACGCUGGAGCACUACCUGGACAAGCACGACCCGUGUCGCUGCACCUCCCUCUCUCACAAACAAGCCUGGAAAACCAGGAGCCCGCAGCAGCAAGUGCAGCACGAGGUCUGGCUGUGCCCGGCCUCGAAGGCGGCCGCCCCCCGUGGUCCUCAGCCCACGCUGCUGGUCAGCCGCUCCCAGAGCCCCCUGCCCCCCGUCACCUGGGGGUCCCGUGUCCCUCCUCGCCCUCAGUCCCCUGCCACCCCCUCACCACAGAGCUCGGGUCACCCACAGGGUGCCAGCCCUCGCCGGGAGCCAGCACAGCCCCGGAGGGUCCCUUCGGGCAGGAUGCGGGAGCCACCGGCUGCCCCUCCAGGGAGGCAGCCACCACCAUCCAGGGCUCCUGCUCGACCCAGCUCCCCUGGCCACGGGGUGAUGGGCCGGGCACCCACCCCUUCCCGGCUGACCUUGCCAAACGGUGUGGGGGUCCCUAAGGCACCACAUGGCAGCACCCCAGGGAAAACCCCCUUGGCACCGGCACGGGGCAGGUCCACAACACCCAGCCCACAGGUGACACCAGCACGUCCAAGAAGCACCAAGCAAGGAGGAGAAUCACCUGUGGUGGCGGCCAGGCCACAGGAAACAGGGGUACCCACCACAGUGACACCCCGUGCCCCCAGCCCCUUCAAGGGCUGUGCCCCCUCCUCACACCGAGGUGCCCAGGGAGACUCACAGAGACAGAAAAGCCCACGGGAAGGGAAACGGGGAGCCCUGAGCCGGGGCCAAUCCCCCUCACCCCGAAAUUCCUCCAGCCAGCCCCCAAAACAGAACAGCAGCGUUAAAACCCCCAUCAAAGCCAGCCCGGCCACCUCCCGGCCCUCCACCCCUCUGGCCUAUUUUGCAGAGGGAUGCAAAGUCUGUGCUGCUGGGGGUGGUCCCCAGGGGACACAGCAGUGCCACCCAGUCCUGAACCCAAGGGCUGGGGGUGCCGAGGGACCUGGGGUGCCAGAGGAUGAACCGAGGGGAGCCUGUGGUCCUGGUGAUGGGAGCAAGAGUCCUCGGGGGUGCUGGGGGCGCAGACAGCCCCCCGGCUAUGACAGGGUGGUGGAGGAGCUCUCCCGCAGGCAGCAUCCCCUGUGCCCUGUGGGGCUGGGGAGACAGGUCCCCAAAACACCGCCACGAGCUGCCUCACAGCCCACCACCCUCCCAGUCAGGGGGGAAGGAGAGGGGCUGGGAGUGGGGUCCCAGACCCCACAAGGAGUGAGGGCCAACAACGUCCCCAAGCCCCGGCGGUGUCUGAAGAAGCCUGAGCGUGUGCCCUCCAUCUACAAGCUGAAGCUGCGGCCCAAGGUGCGUCCCCGGCGGGACCACAGGCCCGGCAAGCGCCCCUCGCGCAUCCCCACCCCGCUGGGGCAUCGCCCACUUGCCCGCCGGGGCCAGCAUCGCCCCCCGGGGCCGCCCAGACCCCCCCCGCCCGGCAGCACACGCCCCCCGGCCAAGCCCUCCCCAGCCGACUGCAGCGCCUGGCUGACCGAGGAUGAUGAGGAGUCCUGGGUCUGAGCCCUCCCCGAGUGCCGGUGGGGACGGACCCCUCACUCCAAAAACAGGAGUGAGGGGUCCAGCUGAAGCUGGAGCUGCAGUGCUCGAGGCUGGCAUUGGCGGUGUGAUGGGGUUGCUCCCAGGCAGCCCGGGGGUCCUCCCGCCUCGCUCUUCGGAGCUACACGCCCUCCUUCCCUGUGGAUUUUUUUUUUUUUACUGGUAAUUCUUUGGAUAAACAGGCGCUUUUGUGCUGUUUUGGGUGCAAAAAUCCAGCCCCGAAUUGAGAGCAUGGGGUGCUUUCUGCAGGGAAGAGGGGUGUAGCCCCCACUAAAGCAGGGACACCCCACCCCUGGCAUCCAAAGGUGUAAAACAUCUCGAACCUCAGACUUCCCCGUCUGUACCAUGGGACUAAUGAGCCUCAUGUCUCACGGCUCCAAGAGCCUUAAUGAGUGUUUGAGUCACUUGGGUUGGGGGGUCACUGGAAGGGCCCCUUCCUGACCCCUACGAGCUUCCUUGUGGGUGAAGGUGGGAGAACCAGAGGGGUCGUGGUCACCUCGGGGGGGGGGUGGUUGUCCCUGAGGGUCAUGGGGCCACACCCUGAGCCUGCACCACGGACCCAGCAAUGCUGUUUGUGCAAUAGAGAUGGACCAAAGCUCUUCUGUUUCCACACUUGUUUUUGUGUGGAAAACAAAGAGGGAGAGAGGAUGAUCCUGAUGGGGGAGUCACGGCUGCCAGUCUGCUCCCUGUGGGCACAACAAAUGUCCCUCCAGGAGCCCCACAGGGGCCACGGAUCCCCAUCUCCCAAGAGGGGACAAAGCCAGCCCCACACCCCUGCAGAGACAGCAAAGGUGAGCCCUGGGGCUCCGGGGAGGCAAAACCUGCUUGCAAAAAUACUCCUGAGGCGGGUACAGAACAAGGGGGGACAGACCUGAUUUUUAAUUCGAUUUCAAAGAAGGGGGUGCAGGGAGUUAUAGGCGGUGUAGACACCUUGGGAAUCUCCGACAAGAAGUCCAGGAGGGAAAGGAAAGCCAAGUCCAGGCAACUGGGAUGCUCACCGGGGCAGGAGGAGGAGGAGGAAAGGGAAGCAUCCUUGGUGGGGCUGAGCCAAACCCAGGCAUCACCUCCACACGCACGGGGGCAGAAACACAGCACUGUCCUGGCGACAGCGGCGGAGACAUCCCAGCCUCUCCCAGGCCCAGGAGCAGGUUGUUUCCAGCAGGACCAGGGUGGUGUUGGGGAAGUGGGAACACUUUGUACUACAGGUGUGAGUAGGGGUGAGGCACGAGGUGCUUGUCACUGCUGCUGUGCUGC
Messenger RNA from Pipra filicauda (Wire-tailed manakin), 3655 nucleotides. It is a transcript of the gene GAS2L2, whose product is annotated as growth arrest specific 2 like 2. The transcript is spliced from 7 exons. Gene Ontology annotation, cellular component: stress fiber; actin filament; cytoplasm. Gene Ontology annotation, biological process: protein localization to microtubule plus-end; regulation of microtubule polymerization or depolymerization; actin crosslink formation. NCBI's taxonomy places the organism in Eukaryota, Metazoa, Chordata, Aves, Passeriformes, Pipridae. Gene Ontology annotation, molecular function: microtubule binding; actin filament binding; cytoskeletal adaptor activity. The record is from RefSeq and is a predicted model, not a curated record. The coding region runs from base 77 to 2365 and encodes 762 amino acids.